Molecule: messenger RNA, 4656 nt
Organism: Cherax quadricarinatus
Lineage: Eukaryota; Metazoa; Arthropoda; Malacostraca; Decapoda; Parastacidae
Source: RefSeq, a predicted model, not a curated record
UUCAGUGCCUCUUUGGAUGGUGGAGGGAGUAGGUGUGUCUGCCGUCGUGUUCCAGAGAAUGUAAGAGAAAAUGGGCAGUAGUGAGUGGGAGGGGUUACUGGAGCGGCGGCUGGCGGUGCUGCCAGGCUCCAGGGACCCAGGUGGAGGUCCUAUCCUCAUCAUUCCCUUGCCCCAAGACCCCAGUAACCAUGACUCCGGGGCCAUCUCCGCCACUGUCAAGUACCUCAAGACCAUCCCCAGUUUGAGCGCUCGGGAGCGGGGUUGGGUGGUGGUGGUGGACGCAAGAGUCUGCCACUACCGCCUCGUCAAGCCCACCGUCAGCACCAUCCGCGCCACCCUCGGCUACAUCAGACACCUCUUCGUUGUCAGGCCAGAGGGCUUCUGGGACAAGCAGCGUGUCGAUUGUCGCAAGAGUGAGGUAGAUAGUCAGGUGACCCUGAGUGUGAGCAAGCUGACGCGGUACGUGGAGCUAUCACAGCUGCCUGUCGAACUGGGAGGGACCCUCGACUACGACCACACCGCAUGGCUCAAGACCCGCAAGGCGUACGAGGAGUUCGUAGACGAGUGUGAGCGAGCUCGUCGUGACCUGGAGACGCUGCAGGUGGAGCUUCGUCGGGAGGAGCCGUGCAGCCGAGCCUCCACUCUACACGACCUCCUCUCCGUCAACACCAACACCUACAACACCAUCACUGCCAGGCCAGCUGUCAUCUUCAACAUAGGUCAAGAGGUGUUGAAGGUUCUGGAGAUGGACGAGGAGUCAGGGUUCAGGGUGUGUGAGGGCCAAGGAGACUCGGCUGAGGCGGCUUCCAGAGUGCGAGCCAUGCUUCACGACCUCCACCUCCUGACUACUGCUGUAGAGGCCUGCUGGAGGAGGCUCAACACCGCCCUCGACACCUACAUGCAGGUGCGGGAACUGGAGAGCGACAUGAACGACAUCGGGCAGUGGCUGGUGUCGGCGGGGCAAACGCUGCUGGCGGAGACCAGUAUUGGUACUACCACCGACCAGGCCGAGGCUCUCCUCAGGGAACACGAGGCCAUCGAACUCAAGUGCAGGGAGACUUACGGACGGUGGGCAGGACUGAGGUAUAAAGUUGAAGAUGCCUUGGACCGUGGUGAUGGUGACCUGCGGGCCUUGGCUGACCACCGCACUACCACCACUGACCUACGCUCCCUCAAGGACUACACAGACACCCUCGUCAGGACCUUCGCCUCUCGGCUGGACCGGCGGCGCACACUUAUCUUGGCCUCGGUGAGGUUCCACCGCAUCGCUCACCAGAUGGGAGAGCGAUGUAGUGUACUGCUCCAGCAGCACCGCUGGCUGCCACACACUCACCACGUCGACACACUCAAGAAGACACUCAGAGAACUUACCUCUCGCAAAGAGGCCAUUGACUACCUAGCAUCGGAAGGCACUCGGGCUGGGGAAAAGCUUCUGGAUCUGUUGACAGUCGGGGUGAAAGACUUGUCUGGCAGGGACAUUACGCCCGACUACACGGCCGAACUCAACCAUGUGCACGCGCUCCUCACAGCCCAGCACGAGCACUACGCACGUGCAGCACGCCAGGCUGACCUCCACAAACUACGGCUGCAACAGAACAUCCAGCUCCUCACCUGUCAGCGGGACGUCAAACAGGCUCACAAGUGGCUGAAGGCCUUACUGGAGGCCCUGGUCAAAGCCCACGCUCACGUGGGUCGUUCUUCUGAGGAGAUCCGUAGACUCAAAACAGAGCAUCAACAGUUCCAGGAAACCGCUUCAGGCACGUUCGAAUACGGGUACGAAUCUGCAAGAGCGGCGUUGCUAGUGGAGAAGUCUGCAGGAGGGAGCGUGCUGUGUGAAAGCCGUAGUAUGGUGGGUGACCUUGAGAACGUGUGGAAGAUGUUCGUGCAGGGCUCCCAGGAACAGCUCACCAGGCUCAGGGUCGCUGGUGUCUUCUUCAGGACGAUGGAGCAGCACCUGGAGCGGCUUGACAGCUUGUGCACGAGUGCGAUGGAGAAGAUGAGUAGCCGUGGCCCGACAGCUGACACUGAGGCCCGGAACCUCUUCACCUCCCGGGAUCGCCUGCUGCGGGAAAUCGGCAGGAACGUGCGCCUGGGCAAGCUGCUAAAGGAACGUUUGUCGGACCCCCUCGUCCCAAACUUCAGUGUGAGGGAGCACAACGAGAAUCUGCUGGCCCAGGAGUCCAUCAGCGAGCGUAUUCAACAUAUUACUAAUCGUGCCCAACAGCUCGACGCUCUAAUGUUUCCUUCAGCUGUGGCUGCUACACCCACACCCACUGUCCACGACACUCAAGCUAGACCUGACGCCGACCACGAGGGGAGUGGGAGCACGGGAAGCACAGAGUACUGGACGUGUUCAGAGUGCAGAAGCACCAGCUCCGGCUCCUACCACACCUGCCCAGAGUGUCAGCAACUCCGUGACCUCUUCACCCACGAUGACACGAGACCGCCAUCCGAGGCCGACCUCCCGCUAGACGAGAUUCUCAGAAGGUCCAGAUCGAGAACCAAAUCGGGGUCGAAAGGCAAAGAUGACCCGGCAAAAGCCGGAGCCAAGCAUCGUAGUCGAUCCAGAUCGAGAAGCCGCUCUAUCCCGCGAGUUUUGGAUGACGAAGAGACGAAGGUCACCACGGCGAAACGAGGCGCUCCUCGGGAUCACCCAGAUGCCAUCGAGAGAGCCACUAGGUCCAGAUCACGCUCACGCUCGAAGUCACUCACGAGGGAGAUCGUAGCUUCCUUCAAGGAAUUUAGAGACAAAGUAACCAGGGGCAGGUCGCGAUCGAAGUCUAGGGAGCGGAAGAAAAUUGAGGAAGAUGAGGCUGCAACUGCAAAGGUCGGAUCCACAGAAGACAACAGGCUCGAGGGGAUGGCCAAUGGCGACAUCCGCAUCCCUGUACAGGUGCAGCCACAAAUCUCACAUCCACCUGGCAAACCGGAGAAGGCGUGGAAGGAAGUAUCCUCCGAGACCGUGAGGACUCGGGUGAUACUGCAUGGUGGGGACACACAGGGAGACAGGACACUCACGUUGGAGCAGAUCACCUCCGUCCGGAAGCCGGAAGACAUCCAGGACUCGCAAACCCUCAGGAACGCUUUCAGGUGGAAAUCUCCACCUUCUGCAGCUGAUUCUUCUUCACCGCGAACUUCCACUUGGGCACAGCCAAAAGCUGCUGUCACUGAUAUCUGUGAUCGUGCUUUUACUUCACCCGAAUCUUCACAACUUGCCCACACACCAGUAUCCCUUCUGCCUGUUCACUCUCCUGUGUCCACCGCUAGCCGCCAUGCUACACCGCUUGUACAAACUUCACCAUUUGGGCUUCCUUCUAGUACAUCUACAUCUGCUGUAGCUGUAUUUCCUCAAGAGGCCAAUGAAGACGCUUCUGUUCCUCAAAUUAGCCAAGUUUUUCCUCCAAUAGUAGAAAGUGGUAUGCGUGAGUGUGUUAUUAGUCCAUCUGAGGAAGUGUGGCCCCCGCCACCGCUCGGGCUUCCUUCAAGCUCAUCUACAACUACUGUAGCUGUGUUACCUCAGGAGGCAAAUGAAUACGCUUCUGUACCUCAAAUUAGCCAAGUUUCUCUUCCAGCGGUAGAACAUUGCGUGUGUGAUGGUGUUAGUAAUCCAUCUGAGGAAAUUUGGCCCCCACCACCAGACCUCCCACCACCUGAGGAACCCACACUGAUCCAGGUGAGGCCAACGGGUUUAAUAUCACUGGCAAACGUAGAUUCAGAACCGGUACCACCAUCUCACAGUCAUGUACUUGCUAGUGAAACAAAAACAUUACCUCCCUCAUGCCCCGCUGUUGACGAAGAUUUACCACCUCCACGACCCCCAACUCCUGAUCUUGAAGUCGACGAUGCUCCUCCCCCAAGGCCGCCUGAACCCACUGAUGUGUACGAAGAUUGUGUUCUAACUAAUAUGCCAUCUGCGCAUAAUGCACCUUCCUGUCCACUUCCUCCUAGCAGUUAUGAGGUCGUACCCCCUCGUCCUGCUCCUCCGGUGUUAGAUAAUUUGGCGGAAGACUUGCUUGAGUGUGCACCUCCACGGCCCGACCCUCCUAGCGAUGACGCUGAUGAUGAGCGUGAGACAACUCCGCCCAGACCACGACCUCCGGUUGAGUAUGAGAUAGUGAUCCCUCCGCGGCCUCCCCUUCCCACAAUACACGAGUAUUCACCUAUCCGUGAAGGUUCUCCUGUUUUAGAGGAAUUACCUGAAAACACAAAGAAUGGGGUAAUACCGUCAUGGCAAAAAACAUCAAUAAUUAAAAAAUUUACUCCUCCCAGGCCUACAGAGGCUGACAUGGAGACCCCGCCGUCCCCACUGCUUCCACCGCCACCAGAAGAGAGUGAACUGCAGGCGAAGCUUGUUCCCACAGAAGCCGCACAAGAAAACUCGUCGCCGUCGGAUCAUCCCUACACUUCCUCUUCCCCGGAAAAAUCGGGUACCUCUCCGGAAAAAGAAUCUGACGGAGACACCGGUACCGCCUCUCUGAAAGACCCGAGAAGUGUGACGGAUGAAAGUUCCCAGCAGCCUCUAGGUCUCCCGCCUGUCUUCCCUCACACGAAAGAAGGCGAGGAUGAGAUCAUCCGCAAGAUGCGCAAGGUAAGUUUUCUGAUUAGUGUUAGCUGGUGAUUUUCAUCGCCAAACACCCCGAGUCACUCACAGCUUAU